UUGUGGCCUCAGCUCUGAAGUCCAGCCCCUCCCAUCUGAGAGAUGUCGACCUGAGUAACAAAAACCUGAAGGAUUCAGAAGUGGAGCGUCUGUGUGUUGGACUGCAGAGUCCAAACUGUAGACUGGAGACUCUGAGAUUGGAGUGCUGCAGUUUGUCAGAGAUCAGCUGUGCUUCUCUGGUCUCAGCGCUGAAGUCCAACCCCGCCCAUCUGAGAGAGCUGGAGCUGAGUGGAAACAAGCUAAAGGAUUCAGGAGUGGAGCUGCUGUGUGGUUUUCUGGAGAGUCCACACUGUAGACUGGAGUCUCUGAGAUUGGUGUGCUGCAGUUUGUCAGAGAUCAGCUGUGCUUCUCUGACCUCAGCUCUGAUGUCCAACCCCUCCCAUCUGAGAGAGCUGGACCUGAGUGACAACAAGCUGCAGGAUUCAGGAGUGAAGCAGCUGUGUGGUUUUCUGGAGAGUCCACAUUGUAGACUGGAGACUCUGAGAUUGAGGAACUGCAGGUUGUCAGAGAUCAGCUGUGCUUCUCUGGUCUCAGCUCUGAAGUCCAACCCCUUCCAUCUGAGAGAGCUGAACGUUAGUCUCAACAAGCUGCAGGAUUCAGGAGUGAAGCUGCUGUGUGGUUUUCUGGAGAGUCCACACUGUAGACUGGAGACUCUGAGAUUGUGGGGCUGCAGUUUGUCAGAGAUCAGCUGUGCUUCUCUGGUCUCAGCUCUGAAGUCCAACCCCUCCCAUCUGAGAGAGCUGGACCUGAGAGACAACAACCUGACAGAUUUAGACAUGAAGCUGCUCUGUGAUCUUGUGAAGAGUCCAAACUGUCGACUGGAGACUCUGGAGGUGGAUGACAGAGUAUACAGGGCUGCACCUGACAGCUAUAAAGGAGAUCCGUCUACGUCAAAGACAGACCUUGAUGUGUCUGAGGACAGAAGAGAGGAUCAGCUGUCUCCUGAUGAUCCAGAGAGGUUGAAGCAGCAGCAGCUUGUGUGUGGAGAGGCUCCCGAUACAAAUGAAAUGUUCCAUUUCACACCUGAGCUGCUGACUGAGUCUGGAAAGACUUCUUACAGGUUCAGGUGUCCUGGUCCAGGUGUGUUCCAGUGUGAUUUGACUGGACUGGUGUUUGUUACGACUCAGGAGGCGGAGCUGCUGUACAACACUGUCCAAUGGGAUGAGAGCCUCCUCCAAUCAGCUGGCAGGAUGGCUGCAGGGCCGCUGUUUGACAUCAAGUGUUCAGAGGAUGGAGCAGUCUGUCAGCUCCACCUUCCACACUGUGAAACAAAGGAUGCGCUGCUUGUUGAUGGCCUGUUGUCUGUCGUCCACAUCACUGAUGAUGGGAUGAGCAUCUUGGAGCCGCUGAAGAUUACAGACACUCAUGUGGUCGUGAAGGUUCCUCACCUCUCUGCCUUUGGCCUGAUCUGGGAUAUCGUUAGAAGAUUUCUGAACAUCUCACUGCCAAUAGAGGCCCAAGUUCUGCUGUUCCUCCGACCUCCGGACACGGGGCCUCGAGUCCUAGAUGUUCUACUGCUGCCCCGCAACAUCCUUCUAGAUGAGGUGGAAAAGAAACAAAGAGGUGCUAAACACAUUAGGAUCUCUUCCAAAUGUCAUCUCAGCAUUGAUCAAAGUUACAGUGUCCACUGUCAACCUGAGGGCUUUAUAAUACAGCCUGAGCAUGAAACAUUUAGCUCAGACUAUGGACCAAAUUACCAUCCAACAUUUGAAGUUUUCCUGGAGACGAUCCCAGAGAAGGUGACUUUGAUGGUCCAGGACCGAGAGAGGACAGAAGUCUGGAGACGUAACGUGUCUUUGAAAGGUCCAACUGGGCCAAAUCCACGGAGGAAUGACCCAGCAGAGGACAGCGUCCCAGCAGAGGACAGUGAUCCCCCAGAAGACAGGCUGUUGCUAGUUCGGACACAGUUUGUAGAGCGAGUGUCUGAUCCUGUUCUGAACCAGCUUCUGGAUAAACUCCUUGAGCGUGGUGUUAUAACUGAUGGUGAAAUGCAGUCAGUCAGAACAGGCAGAGCAGACAAAGCACGAGACGUGAUGGACACGGUGAGAAGAAAAGGAAGUGCAGCCAGCUCAGUUCUGAUCUCUGCUCUCUGUGAGGUGGAUCCAGUCCUUUCCAGAGAGCUGAGAUUAAUCUGAAGAACCAAACUGUGGAGAGUUGGGAUGGAUCUCUACAAUAACUGACUGGUACACAUUGUCUCUUUGAAAUGAAAAGCUGUUAAAGUCUGUUUUUAAUAAGUGGACUUUGACUCUGAAAGUGAUUGAGUCCAGUAAAGAGGGAGUGCUGUUCUUAGUUUCAGCCACUAGAUGGAGACAGAACUUCACUGAUGGACAAACAAGAUGCAGAAUCAGAACAUCAGAAAACCAACUGAGAAAGAUUUCUGAGUGAACAUUCAACUGUUGUUUAAAGAAAUACUGGUUGGUCAUUGGUCACAUCCUUUAAAUCUCUUUGACCUUUGUACAGCCUCAUGUCAUCGUUACUUUAGAAAAAUAACCAAAAGAGAAACAACUUCUGCUGAAUGCAGCGUGGCUUUUUUUUAAGGCUGGAGGACUUUUGUCUCUGGACCAAAGUUUUCUCUUGGUGACAGAAAUCUUCAGGGGGAUUCAGAGGAAAUGAACAGCUGUUCAGGUUGACUAAAUAUUGAUGUUUUUAAUGCUGAAUGUUUCAGUGGACCAACAAUCCUGCAUCAAACACAGCUCCUACACUUUAAAAACACAUAUAUCUUUUCAUAUUUCUUUGUAGUUUCUAUUUUAUAUUAUGUCUCCUGACUGUUGCACUGUUUGUUGUUAUGCACAACAUCACAGAGACAAAACUACCUGACAAUAAACUGUUGGUAAUUGU
Molecule: messenger RNA, 2838 nt
Organism: Sander lucioperca (pikeperch)
Lineage: Eukaryota; Metazoa; Chordata; Actinopteri; Perciformes; Percidae
Product: NACHT, LRR and PYD domains-containing protein 1-like
Exons: 13
Coding region: 366-2135 (589 amino acids)
Biological process (GO): regulation of apoptotic process
Molecular function (GO): protein binding
Source: RefSeq, a predicted model, not a curated record